Molecule: messenger RNA, 921 nt
Organism: Verruconis gallopava
Lineage: Eukaryota; Fungi; Ascomycota; Dothideomycetes; Venturiales; Sympoventuriaceae
Product: ribosomal protein L13
Exons: 3
Coding region: 182-712 (176 amino acids)
Biological process (GO): negative regulation of translation; translation
Cellular component (GO): ribosome; mitochondrial large ribosomal subunit
Molecular function (GO): structural constituent of ribosome; mRNA binding
Source: RefSeq, a predicted model, not a curated record
AACAGGAAACCAGGAUUUCUUCGGGCUUUGGCAGACUUCGACAUCCAAAUUCUGCUUAACAUCGCUAAGCAAUUCACUUCUCAACUUUGUGCGACCGCUCGCUUUAGGUAAUUACAGCUUUGUUUCCAAAGAGGCCGAAUAAUUAUCAAUUGUGCCCGCUCAGGGCAUCAGGACCACCGCCAUGUCUCAAACUUUAGGCAAGACGCGUCUGGCAUACGCUCGUGCCUGGCAUCAUGUUCCUAUUAGCAGCACACCGCUCCCACUUGGCCGAAUAGCUUCGCGGAUCGCUCAAACGCUCAUGGGCAAGCACAAACCGAUCUAUGAUCCAUCGACGGACUGCGGCGAUUACGUUGUUGCGACUGAUUGCCAGUACAUACGAGUAACUGGCAAGAAGGCUCAACAGAAGCUAUACUAUAGCCACAGCACACGUCCCGGAAGCUUGAAGAGUGUCAGCUUCGAGAGGAUGAUGAGCAAAUGGGGAGGGGGUGAGAUCUUGCGAAGAGCCGUAAGAGGAAUGCUACCAAAGAAUCGUUUAAGGGAUGUAAGAUUAGCGAGGUUGAAAACAUUCGAGGGCCCGGCGCAUCCACAUAAAGCGAAUAUUCUCAAGUAUCCGGGCCAGAAAAUAUUUGAUAUCUCAGCAGAGGAGGCAAGUCGAAUAGACUUGCGGCUAGCAUCAAGAGCAAAUAGGCCGAGUGACGUGCCAGCACGAUAAUAGCGACAAGAAGUUGGCUGGAUUCGAAUGGCAUAUCUGUUUUCAGGAGCACUUCCAAAGCUUUUGUGUUGUUAUUACUUUGAAUAUGUGUGCCAUAUUGUAAAUGACUACCAACAGAAAGCAAAGAAAUUCAAAAGAGCAUAAGAGGCGCACUCGCUUUUUCAAAUCUUACACUUGUUCAAUUUCCCUUUCAAAAGGCAUCAUCCGAG